CAUUCAGGGUCAUACUAGGGGUGAAGCGCAACUGUGUUUACUCGGUUUAGUUUAAAAAUAGUAAAUGCAACGAACUUUUUAAUCUUGGCAGCUGAACAAUAAGUUUGGCAAACGAAACUUUCGGCAUGAGCCCCACCAUUUCGGCUGCCACGGAUCGUGGCGACCGAGAGAAGGUUUUGGCCAUGCUGGUCCUGGGACUAGGCAGCCUUUUGUCAGGCAUGUUGCCUGCUUUUAUUUCGGAGCGGAAUCGUCAGAGGUUUCCUUUGACCACCUCCAUACUCCUUUGCUAUGGAGCUGGAAUCCUUCUGGCCACGGCGUUGGUUCACAUUCUGCCAGAGGUGCGCGAGCAAAUGGACUCGAAAUUCGCUGAGGUAGCCAUGUGCGGCGGCUUCUUCGUAAUCUACUUCAUCGACGAGUUUAUCCACUACUUCUUUGGUGAGGCCAUUCAGCACACUCAUUCGCAUCCCGAACCCGUGCCGGAGCCUGAACCUAUUAGGCAGAGCAAUGGCUAUGGCGCAGUGGGUGAGCGGGCACCCUUGCUAUCAGCGGAGCCAACGUCACAUACAUCCCACUCGCACGUUCAUGACCAAGAUCACCCGUACAGCGCAUCCGGAUGUGAUGACGCCAGCGUUGAGGACGCCAAUGCCCGCAUAUGCCACACCAGUCACACGGAGCCCUGUGUCCAAUCGAUGACAGGCACUUUGGGCCUUUUUGUGGCCCUGUCUCUGCACUCCGCCAUCGAAGGGCUGGCGAUUGGGGUCCAGAACUCAUCCACUAAGGUUCUAUUUCUGCUUGGGGCCGUUGCUUGCCACAAGUUCGUGAUGGGCUUCUGUUUGGGUCUGGAGUUCCGAUCCAAUCCGCGGACUAGUUUUCGCGCCCAGUUAGUCGGCAUCUCAGUGUUCGCAGUGGGCGCUGUCAUGGGAAUCGGCCUUGGCAUGCUUAUCGUGGAUGUGCCCGCUGCUUGGUCCACUAAAACGCUGCCUGUUAUCCAAGCGCUGGCGGGCGGCACUCUCUUUUACGUCACCGUCUGUGAAGUGAUACCGCGGGAGAAGGCGCGCUGGCACUCUAAUCAAACGCGGCGCUGGGCGGGAUUUGCCCAGUUUGCGACUGUCGUGGCCGGAUUUGCGACCAUGUGCAUUAUAAACUUUUAUCUAUCUGAUGACGAGUAGGAAGGAGUUUUUAUCGAUGGGAUUCUUGCGCUGUGACCGAUUGUUGUGCCUCUGUAUUUUUAGGAUGUGUGAUGGGUGUGCUUUAAUGGAUUUGGCAGCUGUUAAGUGUUCAAUGUUAGGAUAAGACCACCAUUCUUGUGUAUUUUUAACGAAUCUUGAUUUAGCAUAAUGUAUUAUAAUCUGUCGAUAAAGAUA
Molecule: messenger RNA, 1364 nt
Organism: Drosophila kikkawai
Lineage: Eukaryota; Metazoa; Arthropoda; Insecta; Diptera; Drosophilidae
Gene: Zip88E
Product: Zinc/iron regulated transporter-related protein 88E
Biological process (GO): zinc ion transmembrane transport
Cellular component (GO): plasma membrane
Molecular function (GO): zinc ion transmembrane transporter activity
Source: RefSeq, a predicted model, not a curated record